AUUAAAUUAAUAAAAUUUGCUUGAUCGUUUGAUGAAAGAAGAAAAAAUCUCAUCAUUAUCGGAUUGAAUUUUUGGCCAUGAAAUUUGAAGAAUGAGUUGUAUGUGUACAAUGUGUAAUCAGAUAGGAGGAGGAUUUGAUUUUUGUUUGUUGUUUUGUUUCUGAUAGAAAUCAAUAUUAAAACUGAUCAAUUGACAUUCGAUUAUUAAUCUGAAAAUAGAAUAGAAUGGAUGUAUAUAUGAAUGGGUGAUGGUUAGUUUAGUUGUCAAUUUCUUGCCUAUUUGAUUAAUGAUAAAUAUGCAAUGGGAUACCAGUAACGAUAAAGUUCGAGUGCAGAUUUGAAAGUGAUUCAUAUUUUUUUCCCAUUAUAAAAUUGGAUUAUAUUCACAUCAUCACCAUUCAUUGUGUUUAAUUCUUUUUCCUUCAUUUGAUCGGUUUGGCCAGAAUUGAUAAUCACAAUGACUUGUUGUUUUGUUUUGUCGUCGUUGUCUUAAGAACUUUAAAAUGUCAACAUUAUUAUUAUUAUCAUCUUUGUUUACGUUACUCAUAUUCAAUCAUCCAAUCGAUUGUGAUGAUUCCAGCAUUGAAAUUCGAAAUCAUAUUGUUGAAUUGCGAAAAGAAUUGUUCAAAAAUCGUGGCUAUGAUAUCAUGACAAGACCAGUGAAAAAUUAUACCCAUCCGGUGAAUGUAUCCAUUUAUCUGGACAUAAAUUAUAUAAAAAAUCUCGACAUUCAAACAAAUAUGCUUGAAACGGAAGGAUGGCUUCGGUUGUCAUGGGUGGAUGAAAAUCUUAAAUGGAAACGAAGUGAAUAUGGCGGGAUAGAAGAUAUCCGUGUUCAUGUGGAUGAAGUUUUCCGUCCGGAUAUUACGAUUAUCAAUUCGGCAGAUAGUGAAAAUAUUAUUCGGUCAACGACACAUUCUGAUUUGAUUCUCUGGUUUUCUGGCGAUAUAUUCUGGAUGCCAGCAUUAUCGAUGAAAACGAUAUGUGAAAUUGAUCUAACUGAAUGGCCAUUUGAUGAACAAACAUGUUUGUUUCGUUUUGCUUCAUGGACCUAUGAUGGUGAUGCAUUAAAUUUGGUUAAUGUUUCCGACAAAAUUGAUUUGACCAGUUUUUCAGAAAAUUCUGAAUGGGAUAUAACCGAUUCAUCAUGUGAAUAUAUGGUGCAUGAUACUAAUGAAGGUGGACAAUUUUUUCCCGAAGUAGUUUUUUCAUUGAACAUCCGUCGUAAAACAUCAAUUUAUCGUUACGUUGUAUAUUAUCCGGUGAUCAGUGUAUUAUUUUUAAACCUGAUGGCAUUAUUCUUAGAUGUACGUAAUACGUUACGUUUUCAUCUAAGCACAUUAUCUUUUGUCACAUUAUUAUUGGUGGCAUUGUUUUUGGGUAAUAAACUUGGAUUUGGUUCAUUGGGUAUACCUAAAGUCAUCAAAUACAUUGGUCAGAUGAUUAUGAUGACAGCAUUCACAUUACUUUGGUUUGCAUUCUCAGUGAAUUUUAUACGAUCAACAUUUGAAAUACCAUCGAUAAUAAUGCGUACAAUUGAACCAUUACAACACUAUCUUGUCAGCAAAGAUAUUGAAUCUGUACAAUUGACCAAUAAUGAUUUGGAAAAUCAGAAUUCCGGUGGCGGUCAGCAUAAUCAAACAUUGGCUAAACAUAAAUCAAACAUAUCACAAUCGAAUCUAAUCAUCGUACAAAUUGUGGAUAAAAUUCUUUUUGUUCUCUUUUUCAUUCUAAUCAUCAUUUUACACAAUUGAACCAUCCAUUCUUUCGAUUGGCUAUUGAUGUUUAUUUUCUACUCAUACUCAAGCUUAUGAAAUGAUUGAAUUGAAUCAAAAUUGAAUAAAGUUACAAAUAAAACAUGA
Molecule: messenger RNA, 1861 nt
Organism: Dermatophagoides farinae (American house dust mite)
Lineage: Eukaryota; Metazoa; Arthropoda; Arachnida; Sarcoptiformes; Pyroglyphidae
Product: acetylcholine receptor subunit beta-like 1
Biological process (GO): monoatomic ion transmembrane transport
Cellular component (GO): membrane
Molecular function (GO): transmembrane signaling receptor activity; extracellular ligand-gated monoatomic ion channel activity
Source: RefSeq, a predicted model, not a curated record